ACAACCUGCCAGCCUUAAAGAAAAUUACCUCUCAGGUUUUGCUAAUAAAGCGGUUGUUAGUUCAGUAAGAAGCCGUUUGUUAAGAUGCAACAGUCAGACUUAACUAAAGUACCACCAAUGAGCUCAAGAGAGGAUCCAGGAGGAGAUUGUUUUGUUUGGGUCCAAAAGAGAGACCUGGAGAGGCUGUGCACGCAGGUCAUGCAGCUACGGGAAUUUCUGCCUAAGGUCAUUACUGGUGAUUUUCUGGACGCCCUGCACAAAGCCCGCUCUUUGGACACACUUAGGGAACAGAACCAGGAGCAGCAGCAGCAGCUCAAGCAGGAGUGUUUGCACCUCUGCUCCCGCCUUGAUGCAGCACAGUCCGAGUGCCAGAGAGAGAGAGAGGAGAAACUAGCGCUAAGGGAGCGGUUAUGGCAGAGCCGCGAACAGUUGCUGCAGCAGGCGGAGUUCUGUACAGACCUGGGCGCCGCUACCUGCACUGUACUCUGGAGUGCUUCCCGGAGAGAAGAGGCUGUAAGAGACAUACUGGCUGAUGGGAAACUGGAACCAUUUCUAAGUGUAGCAGGUCAAACCCUGGAGAGUUUCGUGAAAUCUCUAGACGAGGAGGAAAAACCCCAGCAGCAGAACUACAAUUCCCAUGAGCACCAGUUUGUGCUCGCGUUGGCUGGUGUCAUUACCAAUUUGGCGGCUGUGACUUGUGGGAGGGACUUCAUUUCCAGCUCUGCACAUGUCUUGUUGGACACUCUGGUGCAGCUGCUUGGGUUAAUGAAGUCUGGGGUCUUUCCAAAGCUCAAAGUGCUGAUGCUGAUGGCUUUGUACAACGUCAGCCUCAGCGUAAAUGGACUGACGUACAUCAGCGAGAGUCCUGCACUCCUGCCUCUUAUAUGCACCCUGCUUGAAGACCAGGACUCAGAGGUGUGUCUGCAGGCCCUGCGGCUGCUCCAGUCUCUACUAGUGGAGGGUGACUUAUCGGUCCAACUCAGCCCAAACCUACAGCAUUCCCUUCCACUGGAGAGAAUCCAUCAGCUGGCCUCAAGCCGUCACUCAGCCCUCAGACAGACAGCUCAGGAGAUGUUGGAGGACAUCAAUUGCAUCAGCAAAAUUAAUCACACAGCCAUAGAGAAAGAACAGUGAUGUAGUGGACACCAAAAAAAAAACCUUGUACUCAUCCCUGUCCUACACACAGACUUUCUUUUUUUGUGUGGGACAAAUUCAGCUCUUAUAAUCCUGUAUCUGUAGCUAGUGUAAUCAUUUGAAACGUAUCGGGGGUCACAGGGCCCGCUGAGAUAUGGCUCCUUGUACUGUAGGUCUGAUCUCCUGAUUAGCAUAAUGAUAAUGGUAGUAAUGGCUAAAGUCUUUGUCUGUUACGAGUUGUACUGGUUAAGAAUAACGUUUUUUACAUCUUUAUUUGUUUUCUAAUGUAUGCAGGACUGUAGUACUAGCUGUUUUGACUUACCUAAAGUUGGUUAAUGUUCUUAUUUUGCUGUUCUGUGUAUUAGAAGUGUUUUUAAAAUGUUUUGAAACAAAUUAAAGGUUUUGUUUUUGCACUGUU
Molecule: messenger RNA, 1552 nt
Organism: Clarias gariepinus (North African catfish)
Lineage: Eukaryota; Metazoa; Chordata; Actinopteri; Siluriformes; Clariidae
Gene: hsf2bp
Product: heat shock transcription factor 2 binding protein
Exons: 8
Coding region: 85-1134 (349 amino acids)
Cellular component (GO): cytosol
Source: RefSeq, a predicted model, not a curated record